Emiliania huxleyi CCMP1516 is the source of this 2373-nucleotide messenger RNA. RefSeq lists its product as hypothetical. The transcript has 4 exons. The record is from RefSeq and is a predicted model, not a curated record. Lineage: Eukaryota; Haptophyta; Isochrysidales; Noelaerhabdaceae. The coding region runs from base 1 to 2373 and encodes 790 amino acids.
AUGUGCCGAAACGGGCUGCUCGGCCCAGCCAUCGGCGACUUGCUCGACGACGGCGCGCCGGUCGAGGAGCGGCUCAACCGGGCCGCCCUCAAGGCGACGGCGCGGCGUCACGCGCUGGCGGCGGAGGCCGAUGCGAGGCAGGCGGCGGAGCAUCCGUUCCAGCCGCGUGGCAACCGGCACUCGCGGCAGCUGCUCCGCGAGCGGCGGCCUCUCACGCAGGAGGAGCUAUCCGACGCCGCCGUGCGUGCGCGGGAGCUGAUUGCCGCCGCGCGAGCGGCGCGUGUGGCCGACGAGAUGGCCGAGGCGACCUUUGCCCCGGCGCUGGACGAGCGGUCCCGCGCGAUCGCCGAGGCGGCGCUGGCGGAGGCGCCUGCCGGCGCACCCACCGACUUUGUCUCUCGCUCUCGCCGCUGGGCCGAGGCGCGGGAGGCGGCGCGGCGCGAGGCGGCGGCGCAGGCGGCGGAGGCUGCGGCUGCCUACCUUGAGCAGAGGCCGGAGAUGACGGCGCAGUCAAAGGCGCUGGCGCAGAAGCGGUACGACGCGCUCCUCCUCCGGGAGGCCUCGAGGGAGGCGGAGGCCUUGCACUUGGGAAGGGAGAGCCUCAACUCAGCGACGGGAGGAGGAGGAGGUGGUGGAGGAGGCGGCGGAAGUGGCGGAGGUGGCGGCGGCGGAGGUGGAGGAGGCGGUGUAGGUGGCGGCGGCGGAGGCGGAGGCGGAGGAGGCGGCGGAUACGCAGAGGUUGCGGCGGCGCAGAGGGCGGCGGCCGAGGAGCGAUGGGCGGCGCGCGUUGGCGAGAUUCUGGCCGAGGAGGAGCCGUUCCGCCCCGCCAUCACGUCCGCCGCGUCCUCGCUCGUCCGAGCCGGCGACGUGUGUGAGCGGCUGCACCGCGAUCGCGAGGAGAGGGAGGCGCGGCGAGAGCAGCAGCGGCGGGCGAUCGAGGCUGAGCAGCAGGAGAAGGAGGCCGCCGCCGCCGCCGCCGCCGCCGCGGCUGCCCGCGAGCGCGCCGCCGCCGCCGCCGCCGCCGCUGCGCCGCUAGGCCACUCUGCGGGUUGGGCGGCGCCGCGGGCGGCGAGGGUGGAGGAGGGGAUCGUGGCGCGCUCUCGCGCGGCGCGCAGCCGGUCGGUGGCAGCGCUCGAGGAGCUGCUCGCGGCGGAGUGUCCGUUCGCGCCCUCCAUCGACGCGCGCUCGACCGCCAUCGAGGCGCGGGCGAGGGAGAGGGACCCCGAGGCGGCGGCGGCGCGCCUCUACGCGCCUCCUCGCCGCCCGCCGCCGCCGCAGCAGCAGCAGCGGCGGCCGGGGCGCGGCGGAAGCGGCGGAAGAGGAGGUGGAGGAGAAAGCGGCGGAGGCGGCGGGCGGCGCGGAGGCGGAGGAGGCGGCGGCGCGGGGUCGGGGGGCGUCGAUGGGGCGCGUGAGGCGUCGGCUUCGGACACGCUCGACCCGAGGCUGCACCCGGAGUGCCGUUUCGCGCCCGCCAUCGACGCGCACUCUGCGGCUCUCGACGGCGCGCGCGGCGGGCUUAGCGGCGCCGCGAGGGCAGCGAGGCUGCACGCGCGGCACGCGGCGCUGGAGCGACGGCGCGGGGCGGCGGCGGAGGAGAAGCGCGCGCGCGAGCUCGACGGGUGCACGUUUGCGCCAGAGACCCUCGGAGGAGGCAGAGGAGGCGGAGGAGGCGGAGGAGGCGGAGGAGGCGGAGGAGGCGGAGGCGACGUCGCUUCGCGCAGCGCGGAGUGGGCGGCGAGGCGCGAGGCGAGGCUGCGCGUGGAGAGGGAGGCGAGGGACGCGCGGAGGGAGGUGCGGAUGCACACGGCGCUCGCCUCCGCCGCGGCGCGCGUUCCGCUCGACGAGCACAACUGCGCCGCCGAGUGGGUGGCGAGGAUGAGGCACGCCCGCGCGCAGGCGGCGGAGGCGAAGCGGGAGGCGCCCUGCACUUGGACGGGCGAGCUGACCACGCCCGUCGAGUUCUCGCUCGGGACGCGGCGAGGCGCGCCGCUCGCCGACACGGCGGCAGCGUUUGCCGCGGCGGCGGCGGAUGCGCGCCGCCGCUGCGACUCCCCGGAGGGCCACGGGUUGGAUGGCUACGCCUCUGCCGCGAGCCGCACGCCGCACGCCUUCCGCGAAGCCGCGGCCGUGCCGACGCCAGCGACCGCAUCGGCCGACAGCGCCGCCGGCGAAGCUUCGUGGUAUGAGGCGCCGGAGCCGCCGGUUGGCGUGGCCGCCGCCGCCAGGGAGUCACCGCUCAAGCAGCGCGCGCUGAGGCAUGCGACCACCGCGGGAGAGGCGGCGGUGGCGCCUCCCCCGCCUGUGCGCGAGGAGCAAGACGACGACGACGACUUCGACGAGAUGUUCGACGACUACGAUGCCGAUGAUGUCUAG